AUGUUCAAAUAUCUCUUUAAUCGCGGCACAGGGCCGCUGCUUCCCGUGGCUCUUUUUAUCGCCUCAGCUUUGGCUGAUGUGGAAGCGCUUGGAAAGGCCGGCCAAAAGCCGCAAGCUUCCUGGGUGCAGUAUGAGCCCCCUUAUGUAAACCAGGGGAGCCGUUUGGCUGCUGCAGCAAAUGAGCCAGUUUAUGAUGAAGUAGCAGAUGACACAGCAGCAACUGCAGCAGACACAUCAGCAGCAGCAGCAGGAUCUAGACGCUUCUCCACUGCUUCAAACAGGUCCACAGUGUACGACGACGCAGCAGACGCAGCAGCAGUACAAGCAGCAGAAGCAGCAGCAGCACGUGCAGCAGCACCUGCUGCAGCAGCACCUGCUGCAGCAGCACCUGCUGCAGCAGCACCUGCUGCAGCACCACCAUCCAGACGUUCCUCUCUAUAUGGGCCCACAGUGUACGAUGACGCAGCCGAUGCAGCAGCAGUACAAGCAGCAGAAGCAGCAGCAGCAGCAGCACGUGCAGCACCACCUGCUGCAGCACCUGCUGCAGCACCUGCUGCAGCAGCACCAUCUAGACGUUCCUCUCUAUAUGAGCCCACAGUGUACGAUGACGCAGCAGAUGCAGCAGCAGUACAAGCAGCAGAAGCAGCAGCAGCACGUGCAGCAGCAGCAGCACCUGCAGCAGCACCAGCGCCUUCAAUAACAGCAGCACCUGCAGCAGCAGCAGCACCUGCUGCUGCAGCUGCACCUGCUGCAGCAGCAACGCCAUUGUCUAGACGUCCUUCUGGUGCUGCAUAUGAGCCCACCAUGUACGAUGACGCCGCAGACGCAGCAGCAGUACAAGCUGCGGAAGCAGCAGCAGCAGCAGCAGCAGCAGGAGCAGCAGCAAACGCUUACGCGGAUGCGUUUCUGGAGACGGUGCAGCAGCAAAUUAACAGCAGCACUGCAGAAGCACUGCAGCAGCCAGCAAGGUACUGCAACGGCCCGGGCGAAGACAGCAGCUACUGCUACGUCUUGAGGGAGUUUGCAGCAUCGCUGCUGUCGUACUCCGGUGUUGAGUGUGUGCCGCGCUCGGUGCCUUCAAAGAAAUCAAAGAAAGUGAAAAUGGCCUUUAUUGACCAGCAGCACAGCGCAAGGCCCCACAGCUUCGCAGAAGUGCCGACUCAAGAAGAAGUUCGCGCGCGAGAAGAAGCAGCAGCAAAGACUUAUGAGCAGCAGCUGCAGCAAGCGAAGCAGCGGGGUGAACAGGCCCUGGCCGAAGCGGGUCAAAGAGGAGAUUUGAAGGCAAUAACAGAAGUAGCGGAAAGGGUUUAUUUAACGCAGGCCAUGCUGCAGUCGUACAUCUUGGUGACGAGCGCGAAGGUGUCUCUGCAGAACUUGAAGGCCCUUUUGCUGGGAGGAAGGGGCCAAUUAAUUAUUCCUUUAUCUGAAAUAUAUUUAUUUUUACUUGGCCAAUUAGAAGGGCCUUUAGCAAUAGGGAGACACUUGAUAGACUUGGUGCUGCAGCUGCUGCAGGCUGCGCUGGAAGCAGCAGCAGCAGCAGCAGCAGCAGCGGCGGACGCAGCAGCAGCAGCAGCAGCAGCAGACACCCACGCCGCCCGCGCCAGCCUCCAGCUCAACGACUUGGAUGCUUUGGUCCAAUAUGUUGCAAAAAGAAAAGCUGAAUUAACUGCAACUUUAAAUAAAAAUAAAAAUGAAAUUGAUUUCCAAAUCAAGCAGGAACUCCAGGUUCGGGUGUACGGACACCUCACGCAGCAGCAGCAGCAGCUCGUCGUCGACCGCGUUCUCCAGGCAGCAAACAACACAGCCACAAGCAGCUUCCAAAUCUCAACAGCAAUUAUCCAGAGCGGAGGUGCUGCUGCUGCUGCUGCACCAGCAGCAGCAGCAGCAGCAGCAGCAGCACUGCCGCAGCAGCGCCGCUACCUCAUGCGCUUUGGGGGCCCCCCCGCGGGGCCCCCCGCAGGGGCCCCCGCAGGGGCCCCCGCAGGGGCCCCCGCAGGGGCCCCCAGGGGACCCCCACCAGCAGCAGCAGCAGCAGCAGCAGCACCAACUGCAGAAAGAGUGCGCAUUGAAUACCAACCCUCAGGGGGCCCCCGCAGGUACUCUUUCGAGGGUUUGGGAGAAGCAGAAGCAGCAGCAGCAGCAAAAGAGUUGGAGGGACUUAAAGAGAUUGGCAGCAGAUUGGCAAGGGGACACAAAGAGACUGUCUUCCAUAGCGUCACUGCGGAAUAUGUGUUGGGAAACCGCGGGACUUCGGAAGACUUUUGUUCUGCGGAAAUAAAUUUAUUUUCGACAAAAAAAGGAGAAAAAAAAGAGACAGUUGGAGACAGUUUUUUAGACAGAGCAGCAGCAGCAGCAGCAGCAGCAGCGCCGCAGCAGCCAGCAGCAGCAGCAGCAGCAGCAGCAGCAGGAGUCGCUGUGUUCACCAGCACCGAAGACAUUGAGGCCCGCGCCAAGGCAAUUUGUUCAGACAGAAAACUCUUUGAAAUAAUCGAAAGAGACCCAGUUUUGAACGACAGGCUCCGACUCCGCGUGCAGCGGCUGCAGCAGCAAGGAAUUGUCCCUUUCAUGAGAGAAGACUGGGACAGAACUCUUGGAGGCCCAAUGAACGCCGCCUUAGUUGAUUUGCUGCAAACAGGAAACGGAAAGAAGGGCAAAAAAGUUGCCGCGAACUUCGUCUUCUCCGCAGACAACUCCCUCAUGCAAAUCGAAGCCAAGUUGAAGCGCAUUGGCGGCUUCGCCGUGGCUUACUUUGGCAUUGGCCAGCAGCUGCAGCAGAGCCCCGAAAUCAGCAGCAGCAGCAGCAGCAGCAGCAGCGUGAGAAGCAGGAGAGAACAGCUGGGGAGACUGCUGGAGACUCUGGAGAGCUUUGAAGGGGUGAAAAGAAAAAAAGAAAAGAUUGGAGCAGCAGCAGCAAAAGAACUUUUGUCAAAUUUGGAUUUGCUGCUGCAAUUUGCAAACAUAGUGAAGCGCGACAGCAGCAGCAGCAGCAGCAGCAACUUGCUGCUGCACACCUGGGUGCAGCUCCGCGCCACUGCUGCUGCUGCUGCUGGCUUCCUCCCCCGCGGCAGCAGCAGCAGCAGCAGCAACGCAGCACUUGUCUUCACCAAACUUUGGAUUGAAAGUAAAGGAGACAAAUUCAAUCCGAAGCAAAUCAACAAGCCCUUUGGCGCAGCACUCACUUCUGCGGGGCUGCAAAUGGCGUUCUUUCUGCACACGGCGGUGGAGGAGUUUCGGAGUUCUUUGCUUUCGAAGUUGGGAGCAGCAAUAAAGUCUUUUUUCUCGGGAAUGUUUGGAAAAAGCAAAAAGGGGAAAAUGCCUUCGGGGUGGCAGCAGCUGCAGCAGCAGCUGCAGCAGCAGCAGCACGUCCGCAGCAGCAGCUACCAAGGCUCUCUUGCUGCACUGCAGAGCCUCGCCAAUGUCUUCAGAAGCAGAUUUGUCAAACCCUUGCUGCAGCAAAGAGACAGUCCCUUUUUGCAGCUGUUCUUCGUCAUUAUUCAGUCCCUCGUGGGCCUCUGGAUAAACCCUAAUCCAGGGUUUGUGGUCUUCGAAAACCCUAACCAGCCCAACGCCAAAAAGCUCUUCUACUCCUUCCUCUUCCUCCACCCCAAGGGUCCCGCCUACGUCGCAAUGAAAGUCAUUCAAGACAGCUGCGGAGACCUGGGGAGUUCGAUUGACUUAGGGUUUGUGACGGACGUGAAGGACGCCUCGCGGGCUUCUUCUCCAAACCCUUCUUUUUAUUUGUCUCUAAACCCUUUGCCAAUUAAAAACGAAAAUAAACUUUUAAAUGAAUUAAAUAAACUCAUGGCAACUUAUGCAAACCCUCUUUCCAUUCUCAAAGCAGCAAUUGACUUCUCUUACAGAUGCAGGGGGGCCCUUCCCUCUCCCCAGGGGGGCCCCCUCGAGGGGGCCCCCCAGGGGGCCCCCCUUGGGGCCCCCCAGGGCACUUUCCCGGGGGCCCCCGUUGGGGGCCCCCCGGAGGCUUUCCAGGGGCCCCCCAUGGGGGCCCCCUCGCAGGGGGCCCCCCCGGAGGGGCCCUUGGAGGGUACUAGCCAGGGGGGCCCCCAGGGGCCCCAGGGGCCCCCCGGGGGCCCCCAGAGGGCCCCCUCGAGGGGCCCCAAAAGGCCCUUGCCAGAAAUACCCCAAAGAGCCUUCCCAAGGGGCCCCCAGGAGAGCGGGGGGGCCCCCAAAGAAGAUCUUCCGGAAAACAUUUAUGCAGAAAUUGAAGAACCAAAAGGAGACAGAAAAGGGUUUAGUUUUGAAGAGACAAAAAGGGGGAAUAGAGACAGAAGAAGUGCACGGAGGACGCUGUCGCCCGAAGCCCAGCUGCAAGUUCUGAGUUCCAAGUUGGCUCUGGACAUGUGGUGUCAGGCCUACAAAGAAAUGAUUUUGCGGCAAAUGGCAGCAGCAAAAGGAAAGAAGCUGGAGGCCUUAAAAGCUGCGUUGGAGGCGGCGCUGGAGUCUUUGUCGGAAGUGACAAUUGCGGGAUCUUUUUUGAAAGAAAAAAAAGAAAAAAGGAAAAGAAAUGAAUUAAAUGAAAGCCAAGUCCACAACGCAGUUGCUUUCAAGUGCAAGUGGUUCAGUGGACAUACACUCCAGGAGGCCAUGGCCGCCGAAAGAGCCAACAUGGUCUCUCACGUUCUUUCAACGAGUCGCUGGUCUUUGUCUUUGUCUGGAAUGAAGAAAAUGCUGAAGAUGAAAGCAGCAGCAAUUUUGCGGGGAAAGAAAAAGAGACAAAUUGCUGCUGCUGCUGUGGGGCUGUUUCACGUGGGCACGGAGAAGUGGAACGGAGACAGUUUUGUUUGGAAGUUGAAUUAA
Eimeria tenella is the source of this 4815-nucleotide messenger RNA. RefSeq lists its product as uncharacterized. The transcript is spliced from 21 exons. The record is from RefSeq and is a predicted model, not a curated record. The coding region runs from base 1 to 4815 and encodes 1604 amino acids. NCBI's taxonomy places the organism in Eukaryota, Apicomplexa, Conoidasida, Eucoccidiorida, Eimeriidae.